UUGCGUUGUUUUGUUUUAUGUUAUGGAUAAUUGAGGUUAUAAAAUUAUUUUAGUUCGUUCGUGUAUUGCAGUUUUUAAAAUAUUCAUGUUUACUGUUUCUAUGCCUUACUUAGCAAAAUGAGUGACUCCGAUUCUGACGAUGGCAAUACGAUCCGUUAUGGUACUCCCUUGGAACCAUACGAAGAAGAUGAGAUACCUUCGAAACGAAAGUAUCAACAGCCGCCGGAUCAGUACGCAGUCGAUGCCCAUGGCCGCAGGAGGUUCCACGGGGCCUUCACUGGGGGCUUCUCAGCAGGGUACGGGAACAGUGUGGGGACGCCCGAGGGAUGGACCCCGUCGACUUUUAAGAGCUCGCGGGGUGAAAAGGCUCUGGUUGCUAGUCAAAGGCCAGAAGACUUCAUGGAUGAAGAGGACCGCAGUGAGUUUGGCAUCGCACCUCGGCAGAUGCAAACACAAAGCGAAUUCUCUGGACAAAAACGUCAGAGGCAACUGAGAUACCACGAUGGACCUAUACCGGGUGAGCCGGUCUUAGAACAACUAGUGAAGGCGGUCCAUGAGACAGCUGCUGUGAAGAUGUUGCGCGCGAUGGGCUGGAGACCAGGUCAGGGCACGGGGGACAGAAUCACCAGGGCCGAGAAGAAGAAGGGAAAGGAACAGCAUAAAGUUUAUGGUUGUUACAUGCCAAAGGAUUUGAGAGAGAAUCCCCAACAAUCUUCAGAAGACAGUGACUCAGACUACGACGUCGAGACGCUAUUCGCGCCAGACGAUUAUGAACCUUAUAUCCUUCGUCGUAAGGACGACCGCUUCGGUCUUGGGUACUCUGGUCUGAGCAGGCAUUCUGUCCUCGGCAGCUUGGCAGGUGAAUAUGGAGCGGGAUCUUCUAAAAGUCAUCUGCAGAUGAAAGAUAAGGGAAAGAAGGUGUCGAUACGCGGUCACGCUUUCGGCGUGGGCGCAUUCGAAGCGGACGAUGAAGAUAUAUACGCGUCCGAGGAUAUGUCCCACUAUGAUUUCGAGCUCGGAGGUCCUUCCAUGGAGAAGAAGAAGAAACCAAUCAAACAGCCUGGUGGCAAGGUGCUAGAAGGCUUCGUGAAAGCCACGAAGCCCCUGCCGUCGGUCCCCACAUACCCGCCGCCGGCGUUGCCCCGCGACUACGUGCCCGCGCCCGCCGCCGGCCGGAGGUCCAGGUUCGAACCCACUGAUAAACCGCAGCGGGAUCAGGGUCUGGGCCGUCACGAGCUAACAGCCGAAGCGAGAGGCGCACUACUCGGCGAAUCGCCCAUACCCCCACCACGACCGAACUUACCUCCACCACAAUCGGACGUCCCCCCACCAAAAACAGACCCUAUAGCCGAACUGCUCGGCAGAAACGUCAAUUUCGUAACACACACAGAGGAAAAUAAAGAAAUAGAUUUUAUACCGAUAAAGGAUUCCGGUAAAGAAAUUACAAAAGUAUUUAAACCUUUUAUGAGUAACCCGAAGAAACAAACGAGGUAUGAACUGUUCUUGAAGGACAAAGAGGCGUAUAUGAGGGAGGGGGAUAGCGAUAUGGACAGACUGAGCGAGUGGGAGAGGAAUAGAGAGAUAGUCGAGUUCGAACAAGCGGCGAAAUUGUAUAAGCCGUUGACGGGGAUAAUGAAUGAUAGAUUUACACACGCAUCCGAGCCGGACGACAGCACGAAUCCUCUAACAGCUGUCGCUAAGAGUAUUAGCCGCGGCGGGCUCGUCCCCCCCGAGGCGCGCGAGGCGGCCUCGCGGGGCGAGUACGGCGCGGGCACGAGGCGCGAGGCCGCCUGGAGGCCGGACCCGCUGCUGGCCAAGAGGUUCAAUGUGCCGGAGAUUGGUGGCGUUAGAUCGGAACAGAAGAAAGAUGACAAGCCAAAAGUGUCGUAUUCCAUAUUCUCCUACCUAGAGUCUUCAGUACACGACAAAGACAGCUUUGCCAAAGAACAAACACAAUUUAGUGGAUCGAAAUCUAUUAAUAUUGAAACAAAAAGCAGAGGAAAAGUGUCUGAAACAAAUGCUAGUAAAAGUAGUGAGGAUACGGAGAAUAAUAAAACGCCACCAAAUAACAUAGACACUGGUUUCAAUAAAAGGUUGACAGUAGCAGAGCUCUUUUUAAAGGAAUCGGAAAAAGACUUGAAUGAAAAACAAAAUGGCGUUGAAGUGACUGAUACGAUAGAGAAAUUUGAUAAAAUGGAUUUGUACAAAUCUAUAUUUUUAAGCGAUAGCGAAGAUGAAGAUGUUGCUGCACCUAUCAAUAAUGAAAUAAGUGAUUUUAGUGAGUUUAUUGACACGCCUAAAAACGUGGAGAGGAAUACGUCACCGCCAAGAGGUAUUUUUGCUAACAUUGACUUCGACGAGAUUAAUUCUUGGAAGAGGAAUGUUGAUAUUAAAAAACCUAGUGAUAGAGACACUGUUAAAGACCCAGUUAGUGUUGCCAGUGCAGAAAAAUCCGUUGUCAAUAAAGAAACGGAGAUGAUUGAAGCAACUGAGACGUACGGCCCGAAAAUACCCGAAAAUCUUCAGAAAAGAUUAGAAGAAAAUAGUGAAACUACUUGUACUGAUAAUUUCAGACCUGUGUUUAGGAGUAAAGGUGUAAAACAAACGGAUACAAUAGAAAUUGAUUCGUCGUCAAGUGCUGAUUCUUGGGUGGAGGUGAAAGAUGAUAAAUCAAGGAGGCAAAAGAAAAAAAAGAGUAAAAAACAUAAGUCUAAACAUAAGAAAUCUAAACAUAAAAAGAAAGAUCGCUGAUAAUAAUAAACAAAAUAUAA
Messenger RNA from Amyelois transitella, 2771 nucleotides. RefSeq names its product G patch domain-containing protein 1 homolog. The transcript is spliced from 10 exons. Lineage: Eukaryota; Metazoa; Arthropoda; Insecta; Lepidoptera; Pyralidae. Gene Ontology annotation, biological process: mRNA processing. Gene Ontology annotation, molecular function: RNA binding. Gene Ontology annotation, cellular component: nucleus. The record is from RefSeq and is a predicted model, not a curated record. The coding region runs from base 118 to 2751 and encodes 877 amino acids.